Messenger RNA from Asparagus officinalis (garden asparagus), 2869 nucleotides. RefSeq names its product probable ADP-ribosylation factor GTPase-activating protein AGD14. Bases 290 to 2296 code for a protein of 668 amino acids. The record is from RefSeq and is a predicted model, not a curated record. Lineage: Eukaryota; Viridiplantae; Streptophyta; Magnoliopsida; Asparagales; Asparagaceae. The transcript has 14 exons. Gene Ontology annotation, molecular function: GTPase activator activity.
UUAUUUUUCCUUUUCGGCUCCUCGUCCAUGAGAAUGGAAAAGAGAAUUUAGAGAGGCGAAAACUUCUUUUUGCUGUAUAAAAUUCUUCGGCUUCUUGAAACCCUAAAUAGGAGUUAAUCAGAACCCUAAAUUCUUCGGAUCCGUACGUUGUUUCAAGAUCGCCUGAGUUGGAUUUUUCCAGAAUUCGUUUGAUUCCUCGUCUCGAAAUCUGGACCUCAGUUUGAAUAGAUCUGGAUCCUGACUGUAAUUUUGAUAAUUUGGUGAAGAAAGGAGAGAAUUUGAGGAUAAAAUGGGUAGUCGAAUGAAGGAGGAUGAGAGAAACGAGAAGAUUAUCCGAGGGCUUAUGAAGCUUCCGGCGAAUAAGAGAUGCAUUAAUUGCAAUAAUCUAGGACCACAAUAUGUAUGCACAAAUUUCUGGACCUUCAUUUGUACGAAUUGCAGUGGACUACAUCGGGAAUUCUGUCACAGAGUGAAAUCAAUAUCUAUGGCUAAAUUUACUACACAAGAAGUUGAUGCUCUUCAAGAAGGGGGAAAUGAGAGAGCUAAAGAAAUUUAUUUUAAGGAGUGGGAUCCACAACGAAAUUCAUUUCCUGAUAGCAGUAAUAUUGAUAGGCUCAGAGACUUCAUUAAGCAUGUUUAUGUGGACCGGAGGUUCUCUGGGGGAAGGAAUAUGGACAGACCACUACAGGGGAAGGCUAGUCAGGAUGACUCUAAUGACAAUAGAAGAGGAGAUUCAUAUCGAAGUGCCUCGAGAAGUCCAUCGUACGAUGACCGUUACAGCGAGCGCAUUGGUACUGGUGGUAGAAAUGGUGACAGAAAUAUUAGAUAUAUUUAUGGGGAAAGAAGUCCUGGGUAUGACUCAAGUGGCAACAAGAGAAGCCCUCGCCGAUUUGAAGUGGUGGAUGACAGGGUACGAGAUGAUAAAUAUGGAACUGGAAACCAAAUAAGCAGAUUUGAAGACCGAAGACUUCCACCUAAGCCAGAGGGAUCAUCACCAAUCCAUCAGAAAGAUGUGUCCAGCCCCCCCAUGGUUCGUCCUGUAAGGGAUAUUUUAGGUGAUGACAUUCCACAACUUAAUGUUGGUAACACUGCUAAGGCCAAUGAUACCAAGGUUGCAGAUACGUCUGCUCGUCCACAGAGAACUUCAUCCCUAAGUAGCACGGGAUCUGGUGAUGAGAAUUCAUUGCAACAGAAGAAGGUUAACUUAGGGAGUUUGAUAGAUUUUGGUGCGGAUCCUGAGCCUCCUGUUGUCACUGCACAAGAGCAGCCUACUAUUCAGCAAAACACAUCUCCACCCUCUGGUAGUGGAAAUUGGGCAUUCUUUGAUAAUGCAGGCCAACAAACGGCAUCUCAAGCCAGUGCAAAUCCAGGGUCUCUGGAAUCUGCGCUAAAUCAAUUAUCAGCACCUGGACCUGCACAGACAGUCUCCGUGUCUACCCUGCCAAUAUCUGGUGUUGGUACCUCCCCCAGUGCCAAUGGAGGACAAUAUCCCUCGAUGCAGCAGCAUCAGACUUCUUUGUUUCCAUCUAACCUCAGUCAACCUACAAGUCCACCUUUCAACGCACAUGUUGCUGGAGGGCAGUCUUGGGGAUCGUCAGGAUUACCAAGCAUACAAGGAACUUUGCCUAAUUCAGGUGGACAUUCAUCUCAAGUCGCCAGCAUAUCACCUCGUCAAGAAAUAAAUGCGGGAGUUCCUUCACAACCUGCUUCUGUGGAGGCUAAGCCUACAGGAAGAAAAGAACUCCCAGCAGAUCUUUUCACUGCACUUUAUCCCUCAGCAUCUAUGUCGGUACCAGGCUGGCAAAGGGGUCCCUAUCCUGGCAUUGGGUAUGGGAUGCAAUAUCCUAUGAGAAUGCCUCAAACAAUGACUGCAUUUCCUCAUCCAUCAAAAUCUACAAACCCCUUUGAUUCCGGCAGUGAGCCUGCUUUAGCUCAUGCUCCAACGUUUCCAUCUAUGGCCCCUCUGCACGGAGCAUUGCCACAUGUGCCUGCACCUUCACCCUUAGUUCGAAGCUCCAGCUUCGGGAAUCCAUCUGCUCAAUGGGUUUCCCCACAGCAAUCACCUUUUUCACCAGCUAUGCCCCAAGGUCAAUACAUGAUGCAGCAGGUUCCUGGUGACAUGCCCCAGAUGAUGCAUAAUAAUAUGGUUAUGAUGGGACACCAAGGUACUGGAGGCCCAGCCAAUCCAAAUGCUGGGCUUGGUAAUUUAGGCAUGGACCAGCAUCCAACUGGCAGAUACUCUCUACCGAACACCCCAAAUUCUUUUGGUUCCACUGGAGGAAAUCCCUUUGGCUAGUCAUCAAAAGAGAUGCUGCUAUUGUGUUGUAAUUUUGUGGCAUAUCGUUAUUCUUUGCCUGUUAACAGCUAAAAAUGGACCAGUCUCUCUGGUUAUGGAAUAAGAAAAAUCAACCAGCCCAGCGAGAUGUAUCCUCCACUUGUGCAGUGAGAUCACAUAUUGUACCCGUUUGUGUACAAAUUAAUGUGAAGAGAGUACCGUCAUUGUUUUACUUUCCAUUUUGGGUGGGUACCGAUGGAAUUUCUUUGAGUUCCUCAUAUGUAUAAAUUUAUAUUAGGCGUCAUGAUACUCAUUUGCCUUGGGCUUGGCAUGACAUGCGGCGGAGUUUGUUGUAAUAGUUGUUCAAGGGUUUCUUUUGUUCCUCUCUGUAUUUGAGUUCGGGCCGUUUUUCAUUUAACCUUUUUCAUCCUUUAUUUCUUCCCCUCCGAGAGUAAUUAGCGUCACUUUGUGACUUGGAUAGAACUAUGUAAUAUUGUAUCAGGUCAUUUGACAUUUUUCUGUUUUUGUGCUUUAUUUGUAUCGAUUAUAAUUAGAGACAAAAACAUUCUUUGAAGCAGUUUAUUCUUCUGGUUA